CAUACGCAAGCUUGGGGAAAGGGUUAUCCGAAAUUGCUGACCGAGUGCUACUCAUCCAGCGGCGAGCCGAGUGCUGCUCGAGGACCGAUCAAUCCGACCGCGGAGUUCACCUAUACGUUUAUGCUCAAACUAUUCCUCGAGGUACGAAAAUUGUUUCCGGAUAGAUUGAUGCAUUUGGGUGGAGAUGAAGUCAAUCNGCAUUGCUGGUCCUCGAAUCCAGACGUUAGACGAUUUAUGCAGGAGCACAAAUUUGGUGAAAACUACUCGUUGUUACAAACAUAUUACUUUGAACGAAUAAUCGAUAUGCUGAAGUUAACCGAAAAACCGAAGCAGUCUUUCACACCGGUUGCUUGGCAAGAAGUGUUCGAUCGAGGUUUCCGAGGUGAUAAUCAAACUGUGUUUCAAGUUUGGCUACCAGGGGACUGGAGACCGAAAAUGAAGGAGAUCACCCGAGCAGGUUACCGUGCUCUGCUCUCCAGCUGCUGGUACUUGGAUAUAAUCUCGUAUGGGAUUGAUUGGCAUCCAUACUAUUUGUGUGAUCCAGGUAAUUUCAAUGGUACCAUGGAAGAACAAUCUCGCGUACUUGGUGGAGAAGCAGCACUUUGGGGGGAAUUUGUGGACGACACCAACCUGUUUAGCCGUGCUUGUCGAGGUUGGGACGCGGAACCACCAAAUGGUCCCGGAUUUUGUCCACCCUGA
This is a messenger RNA of Echinostoma caproni, 699 nucleotides long. The record is from the annotation of a GenBank genome assembly. Lineage: Eukaryota; Metazoa; Platyhelminthes; Trematoda; Plagiorchiida; Echinostomatidae.